AGACGUUGUCGUCAGCGCGAAGAGGAAGAGGUUACAAUGGCGCAGAACAUAACAAAUACUUUGAAAUACGCGAGGUUCAUCGCCUUAGCACAUAUCAUUGUCGGAGUGUUGCUGUUUGUGUUUGGAAUCAUCGAUCGCCUACAUGGCUAUUUUUGGACAGGGUAUGGAUGCUUUGGUAUUUGGUGUGGAGCUUGGGUAGGUUGAUUUGUGCAUUUAGGACUUUAAUUUUUUUGCGUCAACUCCAUAACGCAAGCAAAAGUUAUAUUUCCGCUUACAACGGACCGAAAAAGUAUGCACAAAGCCGUGUGCGCUCGGUAUAAACCUGCAAGACGACGGCAGCGUACACUGUAGCAUUUGGCGUUCUGACCGGCUGCAGAUGCUCUGAUUGAACGUUCGAUUCUUUUUCGAAUACAUUGAAUGUUGAUUUCACACUCUGUUGCUAAUGACAUUGACAAGGACGAGUUCGCGAUCGCCUGUCAUAUUGAUAUUUGUUUAAUCGAUUACUUCUCGCUCGAGUUCACUCUCAACUUUUCCGACUUUUUUUCAUCCUCAAGCGGAUGAUAGUUAUGAAGCCUUUAACAACAGCUGUAUCUUUCCGUGCACGUAUUCCUUCUAAAAAUGUAAAAAAAGGGAAGCUUCAUUGCUAGUAAGAUUGAAGGGAAAUUCGAAACUUAUUUCUAGUAAUUCAUUGGGUUCAUCGGUUUCCCAGAACAAGUAUCUUGGCGCUGCUUCGCAGACAUUACUAACCGAAGUUUGAUUAAACUUACUAAGCCUUUUACAAUGCAACUAAAGCAGCCUUCAAUGCGGAACUUGUAAGCUUAUUUACAUUUGUACUUAAUGCCGUGCUUUGAAAAUGCCCCAAUCACCCUAGCGAGCCUGUCAGUUGCACUCCUAAGUUGUACAUGUAAUAUAAUUAAGCUUACAACUAGAAGUAUGAAUUCAACCUAUUUUAGAUCAGGUUUAUAUAUCAUGUUGAAUACAGUACGUGUCAGCAUUAAUUUUUUCUAAAAUAUGUACCUAGUCUAGAAACCCCCAAGUUGAUAUUAAAAAUAAAGCGCGCAUCCAAAUCUCAUCCAUAGUUAAUGGAGGUGACUGGUUAUGAAGCCCGGCAAACAUCAAAGGAGCAAACAUUAAGAUGUCAAGAUUUAUGUUAGAAGGUCCACGACCCUGCACAAUCUUUUGUUUUGCGUUCAUACGUUAUGCAUGAAUUAUGUAACCAGCACGUUUCUAUUGGUUAAGUUCCUCAGUACGGAGUAAACAACUAUUGUGUUUUGUGCAGGGUCAAGGCCAAAAAAGAGAACAAAAACAUACAACAAAGAACUUUGUCGGGUUUCAUAACCAUUCCCUCAUUUAACUAUGUCUCAUCCAAGUAGGUUGAUCUACCCUCGUCCUGGCUGUCUUCAGUCUCCCUGGCAGUAGGAGCAAUUUUUGUCUUGUCAUGCAACAUUAGUACUCCUUCCCAACAACUGGCUGCUCACAUUCAAACCACAUUCUUUUCCAAUAUUGUUCUAUCAGCCACUGAAAUGAUCAUCAAUCAUUUAUCAACAAAUUAUAAGAAUGACAUCAGUUUUCACGCAAAGAAUGAGUCUGUGUUAUUUCUGGUUGUAUGGAUUGUGUCCGCCACAGUUCUGUUUUGCUUUCUUGCACUGAAUUAGCAGCGAUGAUUUCUGGGAAAAGCACACUUGCUCUGAGAGGAGCAACUUUAAACUAUAUAAAGCUUGGUAGAAAAUCCGGACAGUUAAUUUUCCAUUACCAAAAUAUUUUUUGGCAGGAAACAGCUGAUUGAUAUCACAUUUAUCACCCUUGUUCGUUGGUCCUGUCACUUUACAGUUGUAGAUGUUACAUAGGGUCAAAUUUGAUGUUAGGUUAAUUUUUAUUUAACCCAGGUUGAUUCUCAGUAUUCUCAGGAAAUAAUAAUUGAGAAUCAACCUUGGUUUAAAAAAAUUUAACCUGAAAUCAAAUUUGUCCUGUAAUAUGGACAUUAAUAUUAUAAUUAUUUUAAAGCUUGCAUGUUUAUAAAAAAAAGUCAUUGGAAUUGCAAGUAAAGAAAAAAAGUAUAUAGUGUCAAGUGGACUUCAAAUUCAAUUCUUGGCAUGGAUAUUAAUUGUUUGUUAAAUUGAUGCAAUCUUAAGUCUGUUUCAUGUGGAACAAAAACUAAUGAAUGUGAUGAGAGUGAACUCGACAUCACAUAUUUUUUGGCGAUAGCAUGCAGGUUAUGAUUUUACAGCAUGUGAAAGGAUAAUUUGGCAUGAAGCAGUUGCAGGAAAUAGAACAGUAGAGCUCUGUGAUUGGCUAAAAUUGGGAAAGAGUGUGGUUUGAAUGUGAGUAGCCAUUUGUUGAGAAGGAGUAUUGGGUGACAAGACAAAAAUAGCUGUGAGGGAGAGACUAGGCUGUCUUUUCUGAAUCAUAAACGUGUAAAAAUUUUCCAGAUGUGCAUCACAGGAGGUCUGGGGAUUCCAUCAAGUAAUAGAGAGAGGAGCCCCUCUAGCAAUGCCUUGGUAUGUACUGAAUAUAUCAGAGUUGGUUCAUUGAGUAGGUAUCUGUCUUCAGGAAUGUUUUUGUGUUUUAAUUUUUUUUUCUAAUGGACCAAUUUGUAUUAGGAACUUCUUCCUCUUUUGUCUUCUAAUGCAUAAAUGUUUUCAAUCAUCCAAAACUUCUUGAUGACUUUCAGGGCAAUCUCCACACAAAAUUAUAAGCUGAUGUUUAAUUUGGGUGAAACAUUUCUUUAAGUAUGUGGCAGAAUUACAAAAACUAUGCAUAAAUCAUGAAUGUAAAUUUGUUUCGGCCCAGUUUCCCAGCCUGCGCUCCCCCCCAAAACAGGCGGCUGGAUGCAUGAGUUUGCUAUUGUCAAUUACCACCAAUCAGAUCAUGAGCAGGCAGCAUAAAAUUUAUUUUCCUUUGACAAGCAGAUUUUAAACAGAAGAUUCAAAGAGGUGUUGUUUGAUGUAAUGUGCGGUCAUGUCUUAGAGCAUUUUAAGCUUAGAAACCUAAUUUAAAAAUUUUACAAAGAAAAGCGCUAUUGAAAGAAGUUGGUAAUUAAUGGUGAGUAUGUUUUUGAAAUUCAACAAACUUUGUUGCCAUGGAUACAAUCACAAAUGCUAUCAUUCAAAGACAAGUUUUAGAAAGUUUUAAAUUCUUUAUUGAACAUUAAGAAAAUUCACUAAAUUAAUUUUCUAGGCUGGCACAUUCAUGGGUUUUGCCAUCACUUCGACCGUGUUUGGUGGCGUGGUCAUCAUUUGCUACAGUAUCUCUGUGGCAAUUUACAGCCAUGAGCGGCGCUGGUACUGGGAAUCUCAUCACUCAGAAAUGGCCGUUACGGCGAUAAUCCUAGUUCUUGGCAUCGUUGAGUUUGCUAUCGGAAUCUGGGCUUCAGUCUUGUGUUGCUUGAUUGUCAAUUGCUGUUCUCCCACUUCUGCUCAGGUAAAAAUGAAUCAGUGUUUGCAACUUGCUUUUUUAUAAAUUCCGGACGAUUUUUAUUUUUAUUUUGAUCAGAUGCUAGGAGAGCGUAUAAGCAUAUAAAUUGCAGAAAUGAUUGACAAGUGCUUUACAGUGGAAGCUCUCAUGAGUGGAACCCUUGGGACACGAAAAAGGUGCCCAUAACUGGAGCUGGCUGCUUCUGGACAUGUAAACAUACAGAGUUUUGUGGGAGUUGAGAAAAACGGGGUUUUGUGAAGGUGGCCAUAAUUAUGUAGAGCAGCCUGUCUGUCUAUGAGAGUGUCCAUUAUGAGAGCUUUUUUUAAUCCACUGUAUUAAAAGCUGGCAGGAUAAGCUCAGUAAGUAGAGGGCUGGCCUGCAGAGCAGGAUGUUGCUGGUUCAAUUCCCUUUAAUUCACCACCUCCUGUAAGACAACAACUAAUUGCUCACAUUUUUAGGUGGUUGCUUAUGGGGAGUUCAAUACUGUACCCUUUCCGAGAGUAAACUGCUUGAAAACUGUACCGUUGACAGUGGCGCAUGCUUAUUAACUGUAGUAAUAAAGAUUGAAAAAUCUGUGCAGCAUAGUACUUAUAAAUGUUAAUUUCAAAAUUGUAAAACGGACGCUGUUAUUAUAAGAAUCUUAAUCGACGUUUCGGCAAUGCCGCCUUCUUCAGGGUAUACAANAAAAAAAAAAAAAAAAAAACAAACAAAAAAAAGGGGGGGGAGGGGGUUCAUUCACGUGAAACUAAAGUCUUGGUUAAGGCCUCUAGGGCCUACAGUCCCAUAUUUGAAUAUCAACCUCAUCUCCUGCUUCUUACGGUAUUCCUGGUUGGCUAGGCCUGCCUUCAAUACCGCAACCUUCAUGUCCUCCAGUGUAUGAUUUGGUUGGUUGAAGUGGGCAGGUACAGGAAGGUCAUUCCUCCCGCUAGUGAUAUCUCUGCGGUGUUCUCGAAAAUGUCCACCAACCUGCGUCCAGUCUCCCCAGUGUACACUAUCGAUGGACACUUAGUGCACGACAAGCAAUAAACCACGUGUUCAUUGAUGCAGGAAAAAUGUCCCAUGAUGUAAACAUGCCCUUUGGGUGUUGUAUUGUGGAUGAUGAAUUAACAUGGGGACAUGUGCGGCAAACGGUCCUGUUACAAGGGAAAGUACCUGGUGAUUGGUGUGGAAGGUUUUGAGGUAGGCUGUUUCUGACUAGCAGAUCCUUCAGAUUCUUGGCACGCCUGAAAGCGUUCAGUGGUGGUUUAUUAAAGAUCUUGCUUGUCCUGCUAUCCUCGCGAAGGAUCUGGAAAUUCCUUGAGAUUAUUUUCUCGACAGCAAGGUUACUGGGUUGGAAGGUAGUGACAAAAGGUACUCUAUCCUUAGCGAUGUUGUUAGCAGCGUCACUCUUCAAAAUUUCAGCCCUUGAUUUGGUCGGUGCUUCGUUCCCUUCCCCUCCUAAUGAGGUCAUUCGGAUAUCCGCGUACUGCAAAAAAGGUCUCCAUUUUUGCUGCAUUUUUGCGCGCAAGUGUGCCAUCAGGCACGUGAGCUAAUUUUAACGAACUUUUUAACGGUAUUUAGUCUUGUAUACCCUGAAGAAGCCAGCAUUGCCGAAACGUCGGUUAAGAUUCUUAUAAUAACAGCGUCCGUUUUACGAUUUUUAAAUUAACACUCAUUAACUGUAGCCUGAGAGUGCCUUCCCGGUUGGGUUUGACAUAGACUUGAUGUACAAAUUCUUCACAAUUUUAUCACACUCAGCCUCAUCAUUCAUUGAAAGUGGGUUGAGUGACUAUUGAUUUGAUAUCAAAUUCUCUUUUGGUUUCGAAAGCAAGUACAUUCAAUGUAGAAGGAGAAUUUAGCUGUUUAGAAGAAGUUGCUUAGGGCUUUUCACGCACCCCUUUAAUAUCAUAUUUAGUUAUCUGCACUGGAUCAAUGAAGUGUCUUUAUUUGGCAUAACUUUUUUUGCAGACACAAACAGUUAUGUAUGUCAACGGCCAGGGUGUGGUCCCUGGUGGUUACGUCAUGGCACAGGGUCCUGGUGGUGUCCCUAUGGCAUUUCCUGUGCAGCAAGCCGGAGGUGUCGCUACCGUUCCUGGUGGCCACACCCAGGUGGUUCACAUGCCUCCCCAAGGCAUGUUCCAGGUCGCUGGCCAGCCUCCGACAUACCAAAUGUCCACAUCUGGAGCUCAGAUGGGCCAGGUGCCCACAUUUGGAGCUGAGGGGGGUCACCCACCCCCCUAUAACCCAGGACAACAAGUAAGAGUAAUGCGUUUUGUUCUUGUUUAA
Messenger RNA from Porites evermanni, 5679 nucleotides. The record is from the annotation of a GenBank genome assembly. Lineage: Eukaryota; Metazoa; Cnidaria; Anthozoa; Scleractinia; Poritidae.